Penicillium expansum is the source of this 336-nucleotide messenger RNA. RefSeq lists its product as uncharacterized. The transcript has a single exon. The coding region runs from base 1 to 336 and encodes 111 amino acids. The record is from RefSeq and is a predicted model, not a curated record. NCBI's taxonomy places the organism in Eukaryota, Fungi, Ascomycota, Eurotiomycetes, Eurotiales, Aspergillaceae.
AUGGUUGAAUCGCAAGCUCAACCUCAGACCUUUCUCAUGUCCCUCUUUCGGCGAGUUAAAACCUUUGAGUCUGACUUCCCUUCUCCUGGAGACCUUCAGGGACUUGGAAUCCAAACAUUCGAAGUAUCCUUUGACACGAAUGAAUAUGGAACUCUCAAAUUUGACCCGUGCUUCUUUCAACCACACCCAGACAAACUCCUUGAAAAAUAUCUUAUCCAUCCUAAGGUGGACCAGGAACAUUAUGAAAAUCAUCUAAAGAUACCACAUAUCCGCACCAUACAGGAUUUCAUCAACGACUCCAACGGAAUAUCUCCCCAAAGUUGCUCCAGUACUUGA